Messenger RNA from Menidia menidia (Atlantic silverside), 2198 nucleotides. Lineage: Eukaryota; Metazoa; Chordata; Actinopteri; Atheriniformes; Atherinopsidae. The record is from the annotation of a GenBank genome assembly.
AGGGAGGCUUGGGAUCAUUUGUAGUUCUCGCGACCACCAUUGGAACAGAACGUGUUGAUGUUUCAUUUGUCUUUCUGGGAAACAAAUUGUGGAAAUUAGAGCAAGUUUAACCAAGUUGUCUUUUCAGGGUUAGGUGCUCAAGUUUUCUCCAUGGUUUAACUCAAGAUUUCUUCAUUUUUCUGUUAAAAUAAUUUUGCAAAAAGUGCCACAAAGGUGUGACUGUGGUAUUGCGAAAAUAAGCGUCCUUAGUUCUUUUUUUAUGCGAGAUUUGACUUUUUCCCAUCUAGUUUAUUUGAUUAAUCCCUGAUUGAAGGGGACCCGGCGGAUCUGUGGGAGUAAUUUAUCGAGUGCUCCCUUUCUUACGUCAGCGUUGCACUUCCUGUAUCACCAUCCUUUACCCGCGUCUCAUGAACAGCGCUCUGUGUUUGGCGGGCUUCAGUUCAGACUAAACCGCUUCACCUCAUAUCGGAAUCAUGCAGUUUGGCGGUAGGAAAAGUAAGGUUCUUAUUAACCCCAAGGCAGACCUCUACAGGCAGCCUCUGCAGUUUUAUGGAGAACCUCCACUUGAAAACAUCUCUCUCUCUGAAUUUGAGACGUUGGCUGUUGAGAGAUUGAAAUUACUGAAGACCGUUGAGAAUUUAGGAGUGAGCUGUGUGAAACUAUCGGAGCAGUACUCUAAGAAACUGGAUAGUGAAUUGAAAGCCCUGAACUUUCCUUAUGGAUCAGACUCUGAUGACAUUGACAAACGUAGGAAGGACCACAUCUCCCACUUCAUUCUCAGGCUGGCCUACUGCCAAACGGAAGAUCUAAGGCGCUGGUUCAUACAACAGGAGAUUGAUCUUUUCCGCUACCGCUUUAAGAACCUGGAUCCAAAAAAGAAUCUGGAAUGGCUUCACAAAAACAAUCUAAACUAUGAGGCGAUUAGCAAGAAAGACAAGAUGGAUCUGCAGCUGCAACUUGUCAACUCCAGUUACGGCAUCAGUGGAAGCAAAGUGGAGGAUCAGGAGUUCUACAAAGUUCCAUUUCAAGAUGCCCUCGAUCUAGUACGAACAAGGAAAGUGUACUUGAAGGCCGGCUACGCAUACGUCCCUCAUCAGGACAUCGUCACCAUUGUGCUGAAUGAUUUCCGCACCAGGCUGUCUAAAGCUCUGGCCCUGACGGCUCGCUCGCUACCAGCUGUGCAUUCCGAUGAGCGGCUCCAGCCGCUGCUGAACCACCUCAGCCAUGCAUAUGUGGGACAGGAUUACAGCACCCAGAAGAAUGUUGGUAAAAUCUCCUUGGAACAAAUUGAUCCCCUUUCAGGAAAGUCGUUCCCACUCUGCAUGAGGCAGCUGCACCAGUCACUCAGAGAGCACCACCAUCUGCGUCACGGUGGCCGCAUGCAGUACGGCCUCUUCCUCAAAGGCAUCGGGCUCUCUCUGGAACAGGCGCUGCAGUUCUGGAGGCUGGAGUUCAUGAGAGGGAAGGUGGAUGCUGACAAGUUUGACAAAGCAUAUGCCUACGGCAUCCGCCACAUGUUUGGUAAAGAAGGCAAGCGGGCAGACUACACCCCCUACAGUUGCAUGAAGGUGAUUUUAUCAAACCCGCCCAGCCAGGGAGACUAUCAUGGAUGUCCAUUCCGGCACAGUGACCCAGAGCUGCUGAAGCAGAAGCUCCAGUCCUACAAGGUCUCUCCCAGCGGAAUCAGCCAGAUCAUGGACCUGGUGAAGGGAAUGCACUACCAGCUGGCAUGCCAGAAAUACUUUGAACUCACACACAAUGUUGAGGAAGCCAAUUUCUCGCUCAGUCACCCCAACCAGUACUUUGUGGAGAGCCAGAAAGUUUUAGGAGAAGGCAAGGACAUAAAGAGAGAGAAGGAGGCUUCGCAGAGGUCGCAGGAACAGUCAGCUGCCAGAGGAUCCGCCGCAGCCGUGAACAGCUCCCAACACCUCGCUGAAAUGACCGAGAACCUGGACUCUUUCUUUGAUGAUGCCUGAUUUCUCAGGACAUGGAGAAAAAUGUGUUUUUUCUCUUCUCUGUGAGGCCCGAGGCCUGGCAUUUAUUCUGAUGCGUCAAAUGCUUUGAAGUCUUUGUAAAGUAUUAAAGUUUCAAAUCAAGGUUUUGAGGGUUUUUUAAUCAGAUGGAGCACACUUGAAUUAAACUUUUUUUUACUACAAUUCACAUCGCACCAGUUUGUAUUUUUACCUUUACAGCAUUCU